UGAAUAGCGAGUACCACUCAGUAGAAUAAGUCCAGUUCCGAUCAUUACUGGGUAACUAGUAUUAGUAACAAAUAACAAUGCAUAUCUCAUCCAUUUACCUAUUUUGUUUUUCUGUUGUUGUUGUAAGCGCUCGUAAUGCGUUUCUUAUGGAUGAUCGGUUCGUGUGUACCGUUAAGAAGUCGUGUCUAGAGUGCCUGAAGUUACCUCAAUGUUCGUGGUGUCCGACAGAAAACAAAUGCUUUUCGAAAACCUUGACGGAGUCUUUGGAUUAUUGUGCCAAUGAUACUAUACCUCACGUAGAUUAUGGAUUGAGUUUCGAAGAAAACGCUGAGUGUUCGUGCAGCAAGGGUGACGUGGGUCGGAGCUGCUAUCCGCCGGGUACCACCGAAGGGCCAGAGUGCAGUGGCCGAGGUACUUGUGUUUGUGGCCAGUGUGUGUGCAAUCCACAACCUGAUCCUCAAUACCCAACUAAGACGGUGAUGGGAGAAUACUGCGAGUACGACAAUUUCUCGUGUGACGGCCCUAAAUGCAACGAAGGGCCAUAUUCUCUCACCAACCCUGAUGUGGUGGACGACCAAACUAAAACAGCCGCCGUUGAUAUACCAGCCUCGUAACAUAGGGCUGAACUAUUCUCCUAUGAUUUACUUAAAUGAAACAGACUAUAGGUGGUUUUAAUAAACGUAUUAGAAUUACUUAAUAGACGGAAAACGAAUACGGAAAUUAUAAACUUCUCUGUACAUUUUUGUAGUUAAUAAUAUUUCUAAUUCUUGUACUUUAGAUAAUACAAACCGUA
Messenger RNA from Spodoptera exigua (beet armyworm), 793 nucleotides. The record is from the annotation of a GenBank genome assembly. NCBI's taxonomy places the organism in Eukaryota, Metazoa, Arthropoda, Insecta, Lepidoptera, Noctuidae.